Cataglyphis hispanica is the source of this 1114-nucleotide messenger RNA. RefSeq lists its product as uncharacterized. NCBI's taxonomy places the organism in Eukaryota, Metazoa, Arthropoda, Insecta, Hymenoptera, Formicidae. The coding region runs from base 117 to 794 and encodes 225 amino acids. The record is from RefSeq and is a predicted model, not a curated record. The transcript has 3 exons.
UUUGCUGAGCUGACCAGUUGACCAAUACAGAGAAUAAGAUAAAACAUAACAGAAGAAAAACCGAUGGUCAUUUUGUUUGAAACUAAAAGACUAGGAAAGGAAAAUCGACGACGUGAAUGACGCUAUCGCUUAGAAUGGAAAAGCGACGUUCAACAAUUUGGAUUUUACCUUUCUUUCAUCUCGCGAUUUUCUUUAAUUUAGUGAACACCAAAAGUGAAUAUACGAAAUUGUUCCAACGGUGUACGAACGAGAAAAACACUUUUGAUUGCUUCAAGCGGCGUGCCUUGGAGAUUUUGGAUGCGGCGAUAUAUGAUAACUCUGUAUAUAAAGUCAACGACUACAUUUCAAUCACCAAAGAUACAGCGUCAACCGCGAGAAAUUACAAUUCGAUGACAUCUGAAAAUGAUACAGAGUUAAGUCUUGAUCAGAGAUUGGAUAAUAAGUUUCAUGAAUUUCUAUCAUCGAGAAGCGUGAAACUGACAAUACCGGGCAACGCUUUUGAAGGCAGAAAGAAGAAGGGGAAGGGCUAUGGACAAGUAUUGAUAAUAGGUGCCAUGUUAGCAGGCAUGAUGGCGCAAUUAGCUUUUGGAAAAAUAGCUUUUAUCGCCGGUACGGCCUUGCUGACAGCGAAAAUGGCUUUAGUUUUAAGCGCAAUAAUUGGCUUGAAAAAGCUUGCAUCAAGCGGAGGAGGUGGUCAUGAAGUUAUCUAUGCGACAGCAUCCGAACACCAUGGAAGUGGUGGUGGAGGAUAUGGUGGUUGGCAACGAGCAAUGGAAGCUGUUCCGCCAACUUGAAUUAUACUCGAUUCAUAUCACAAACUCAAAACUUUAUGAUAUAGUUACCGCAUGUAAUACGUCUUUUUCGAUGUAUCUAAAAGAAUGUUCUCUGGAAAUAUUUUAAUUAUUAUUAAUUAUUUUAUAUACAUAAUAUUUAUUAUUUAUUAUUUAUAUAUUAUUUAUUUAAGUUAAGAGAAUCGAUACACAUAUGUAUUAUACAUAUUAUUUUUUCAUAGACUUGACACGAACGUAUUAUUCUACGAAAAAUAAACAAUAUGUAAUGUACGUUGAUUGAUAAACACAUAUUUUAAAUUAUUUAUCUAAUUUGUUAAUAUUUA